CAUCACUAUCCCUCUCCUCCUGCGGCGAGCCUUCGGUCGACGUCUCCGCCGCAAAAAAACAAGGAGCUCAGGAUGAUGCGCGCGUCCCACGGGGGAUGCUCUAAAUGGGCCACGCAGCGUGGAAAGACACGCUAGAAGAGGAGGACGAAGAAGAAGCGGGAGGGAUGUUUGGGUCUUUGUGGCGCUCUGCCAUCCUUCUCGGCUUCCUGUGCAUGUCCCCCGUUCGAGCUGACAGCCCACUGUCGGCUCCUCUCAAUGUGACCAUUAAGGAGAUCGAGGUCAACUCGGCCGUGGUCACGUGGGAGACUCCGGAGGGAGACCCAGUGAUUGGAUUCGCCAUCACUCAACAGAAAAAGGACGUGCGAAUGCUACGCUUCAUCCAGGAGGUGAACACCACCACUCGCUCGUGUGCCUUGUGGGGAUUGGACGAGGACACAGAGUACAUUGUUCACGUGCAGAGCAUAAGCAUGGGAGGCAGCAGUCCCCCAAGUGAGCCCGUUCUCUUCCGAACCCCCAAAGAAUCCGAGAAGCUGGCGUCCAAGACUCCGGAUGAGCUCACACUGGAAGAAAUGGGCGAGGCCGCUCAACUCCGAGCUGGCGAGGUCAUCAUCAUCGCAGUGGUUCUUGUCAUGUGGGCAGGCGUGAUCGCCCUGUUCUGUCGUCAAUAUGACAUCAUCAAAGACAACGAGCCCAAUAACAAUAAAGACAAGGCCAAGAACUCGUCGGAGUGCAGCACUCCCGAACAUCCGCAGGGAGGGCUCCUGCGUAGUAAUGUUUAACAGUCGCCAUCUGCCCAUCUUGCAAUAACUUCACCCCCCCUCCACCCUCAGGACAGAGCCUGAGAGCCAUUCUGUAGCCAAACAUGCCGCGACACAGAUUCAACGAUCAACUCCUCAUGGCACAAUGAACAAUUGUUGGAAAAACAUCUGAGUAAGUGGACUCAAACGCUUCCAACAGGGAAACAAUAGAGAAUAAAUCACAUUUUUGUUGUGAGCAAGUUUUUGUAAGCUCUCGAUUGUUUUUUGUGCCACUUCUUUGGGCGAUCCAUCUCGUCGCCGUCUUUCCGGCUUGUGGGCGCCCUUGACAUUUCAGGCAUACAAUGCAACAAUAUUUUAUUUUAUUUUUUUCAGCACAGCGUAUAUAUUGAUUGUUACUUUCACUCUUUUUUUAAAUGAUGCUUAUACUAUCAGCGAAAAAAAAAACACCCCACUUAUGUUGACAUGUUAUUUAUUAGAAAGCAAAUACAACGUAAAAAAUAGUAGCCUUUCAUUAUUCUACUUGUGCACUUGUGUUAGUCUUCACUCUAGUAGAAUAAUUAAUAACUUAAAAAGUUACUAGUAAGGCAGGAAGUCCUACUAGGGCAUUUUUAAGAUACUGUAUGAACAUUUUGCAUGCUAAUAGAAUGACUCAGUCGCACAAAGAGCACAUUGCGACAUAGCUCCUGCUCGACUUUGUCUUGUGUCCUUAUGAGUCACGGUCGUGCAAUCUCGAGCCAUACAGCCACACUUCCUCCCUCCCCGGUUCUCAUUAUGGCGACUUCCAUUAAGCUGCCUACUCCGGCCUUCACAUCAGCGUUUUUCCGCCUCAUAUCCCCUCGUCGCCAAAGUCCUUUUUCGUUGUUUGUCGUGCUUGAGCAACAGGCGAUUUUUUUUGUAAACAUAAUCUGCUGAGGAAAAAGUUGUUGCGGUGGGGCAUUACAAUCGAGCGCUCGAUUAAUAGAUCCUUACGAUUGUUUUAUCAUCUGAGGCAAAUAAGCAUCUGAACGUAAAACAUCAUCAUAAAAUAGUUUUUGAUGAAUUGUUAAUUUUCUCCAUUGUCCAGUGAGGAAAUGAAGUCAAUGGCCCAUCCUAUUUUCCGAGAAAAUGUGAAUGUUCCAGUAUGUACUCUACUACAUGAUCAAAAAAUAAAUAUUUUCAAUGAA
This is a messenger RNA of Syngnathus typhle (broad-nosed pipefish), 1921 nucleotides long. RefSeq names its product fibronectin type III domain containing 5b (gene fndc5b). The record is from RefSeq and is a predicted model, not a curated record. The coding region runs from base 105 to 779 and encodes 224 amino acids. The transcript is spliced from 6 exons. Lineage: Eukaryota; Metazoa; Chordata; Actinopteri; Syngnathiformes; Syngnathidae. Gene Ontology annotation, molecular function: protein binding.